Molecule: messenger RNA, 1276 nt
Organism: Aspergillus candidus
Lineage: Eukaryota; Fungi; Ascomycota; Eurotiomycetes; Eurotiales; Aspergillaceae
Product: methionine aminopeptidase MAP1
Exons: 4
Coding region: 68-1195 (375 amino acids)
Biological process (GO): proteolysis
Molecular function (GO): metalloaminopeptidase activity
Source: RefSeq, a predicted model, not a curated record
CUACCGUUGGAGUUAAUACGUUUCGCUGUUUCUUUCUUCUCUGUCCAUUAUAUCGAUUGUAUCCACCAUGACUGCCGAACGGAGAUGUAGCGGUGUGGACUGCGACAAGCCCGCGGGCACGCUCCAAUGUCCGACGUGCCUGAAGUCGGGGACGGACAGUUUCUUCUGCUCACAGGAUUGUUUCAAGCGGAGCUGGAGCCAACACAAAACCAUCCACAAAAAGACCACCGGCCACUUCAACCCCUUCCCCUCCUUCCAAUACACGGGCUCCCUCCGCCCCGUCUACCCGCUGUCCAGCCCGCGCUCCAUCCCCAGCGCCAUCCCGCACCCGGACUACGCCCGCGAUGGCAUCCCGCGGUCCGAGCAGAAGUUCGUCGGCCGGCACAACAUCACCAUCCUCAACAAGGAGGAGCAGGAGGGCAUGCGCAAGGUGUGUCGGCUGGCGCGCGAGGUGCUGGACGUUGCGGCGCGGGCGUUGAAGCCGGGUGUUACGACGGAUUAUAUCGAUGAGGUCGUGCAUAAGGCUUGUAUUGAGCGGAAGUCCUACCCCUCCCCCCUGAACUACAUGCACUUCCCCAAAUCCGUCUGCACCUCCAUCAACGAGACCAUCUGCCACGGGAUCCCCGACCAACGCACCCUCCAAGACGGCGACAUCAUCAACAUCGACGUCACACUCUACCACGGAGGUUUCCACGGCGACCUCAACGAAACCUACUACGUGGGCGAAAAAGCCCGGUCCAACCCCGACUCCGUCCGCGUCGUGGAAACCGCGCGCGAAUGCCUCGACCAGUCCAUCGCGCUCGUCAAACCAGGCAUGCUCUUCCGGGACCCGGGCAACGUCAUCGAGAAGCACGCCAAGGGGCGCAACUGCAGCGUCGUCAAGAGCUACUGCGGCCACGGCAUCAAUCAACUGUUCCACUGUGCGCCGAAUGUGCCGCACUAUGGCAAGAAUAAGGCCGUGGGCACGGCAAAGCCGGGGAUGUGCUUUACCAUUGAGCCGAUGAUCAAUCUGGGCACGCACCGGGAUCGGACUUGGCCUGAUGACUGGACGAGUACCACUGCUGAUGGGUCCUUGUCGGCGCAGUUUGAACACACGCUGUUGGUGACGGAGGAUGGGGUGGAGGUGUUGACUGCGCGUUUGCCUGAUUCGCCGGGCGGGCCGAUUCCCAUUCCUCAGGCGAGCGAGUCCGCAUGAUGGAAGUUGCCUUACCAGUGGUGACAGACAGACGAACCUUGAUAGAGUAGAUAGGAAUAACGCAUUUGACGAUGGCGUCCC